This is a messenger RNA of Benincasa hispida (wax gourd), 578 nucleotides long. Its product is annotated as histone H2A-like. NCBI's taxonomy places the organism in Eukaryota, Viridiplantae, Streptophyta, Magnoliopsida, Cucurbitales, Cucurbitaceae. Gene Ontology annotation, molecular function: protein heterodimerization activity; DNA binding; structural constituent of chromatin. The record is from RefSeq and is a predicted model, not a curated record. Gene Ontology annotation, cellular component: nucleosome.
AACUAUCCAUCUCAGCAUUGCCUGAUCCCAACUAACACUGAUAACUCUUCGGCGACUGCUACCUUCGUUCUCUUCACGGUUAAGCAUCAAAUCAGCGUUCAAUGGAAACCGGCGGCAAGGCAAAGAAAGGCGCAGGAGGAAGGAGAGGAGGCGAGAAGAAGAAGUCAGUUUCUCGCUCCGUCAGAGCCGGUUUACAGUUCCCCGUUGGCCGUAUCGCUCGUUAUCUGAAGCAUGGAAGAUACGCUCGGCGUGUUGGUACUGGCGCUCCUGUCUACUUAGCCGCAGUCAUGGAGUAUUUAGCCGCCGAGGUUCUAGAGUUAGCCGGAAACGCGGCGAGAGACAACAAGAGGAACAGGAUCAUUCCAAGGCACGUUCUAUUGGCGAUUAGGAACGAUGAAGAACUCGGAAAGUUGCUCGCUGGCGUAACUAUUGCUAGCGGCGGCGUUCUUCCAAAUAUCAACCCGGUUCUAUUGCCAAAGAAGACGGAUAAGGCUACGAAAGAGCCGAAAUCUCCAUCGAAGGGUGCGAAGUCUCCGUCGAAGGCGGCUUGAAGGUUGAAUUGCAGAGUUAGGGUUGGA